UGUGACCUAGCCGGAUGUCCCGCAAGCCGCGCCGGCGCUGGCUCAGUCUCGCGCCGUCGUUCGUCCGCGCCACGCUGAGUCGCUUUGCGCCUUACGCUCUCCGCUGUUCCCAUAGACCCAGCCGGGCAGCCCCGGUCACGCAACUCCGCAACUAUGUCCAAGCUGGCGCGGCUCGGGCGUGAGGAGAUCAUGGAGUGCCAGGUGAUGUGGGAGCCUGACAGCAAGAAGGACACGCAGAUGGACCGCUUCCGGGCGGCCGUGGGUGCCGCCUGCGGCCUGGCGCUGGGGACUUAUGAUGACCUGUACCACUGGUCCGUCCGGUCUUAUUCAGACUUUUGGGCUGAAUUCUGGAAGUUCAGCGGAAUAGUCUACUCACAAAUGUAUGAUGAGGUCGUGGACACAUCCAAAGGAAUUGCAGAUGUCCCCGAGUGGUUCAGGGGCAGCCGCCUCAACUACGCCGAGAACCUCCUACGCCAUAAGGAGAAUGACAAAGUCGCCCUUUACGUGGCCCGGGAAGGCAGAGAGGAGAUUGUGAAGGUGACUUUCGAAGAGCUGAGGCAGCAGGUGGCUCUGUUCGCAGCCGCCAUGAGGAAGAUGGGCGUGAAGAAAGGGGAUCGAGUGGUCGGUUAUCUGCCCAACAGUGCGCAUGCAGUGGAGGCCAUGCUGGCUGCUGCCAGUAUCGGAGCCAUCUGGAGUUCAACAUCGCCAGACUUUGGUGUGAAUGGUGUCCUGGACCGGUUUUCUCAAAUUCAACCGAAACUUAUCUUCUCAGUAGAGGCUGUUGUUUACAACGGCAAGGAGCACAGUCACCUGGAGAAGCUGCAGCGAGUUGUGAAAGGACUGCCUGACCUGCAGAGAGUGGUGCUGAUCCCCUAUGUCCUCCCACGGGAGAAGAUAGACAUUUCCAAGAUCCCCAACAGCAUGUUCCUGGAUGACUUCCUGGCAAGCGGGACAGGCGCGCAGGCACCGCAGUUGGAGUUUGAACAGCUGCCCUUCAGCCACCCUCUGUUUAUCAUGUUCUCCUCUGGCACAACAGGAGCACCCAAGUGCAUGGUGCACUCUGCUGGGGGCACCCUCAUCCAGCACCUGAAGGAGCAUGUGCUCCACGGCAACAUGACAAGCAGUGACAUCCUGCUCUACUAUACCACGGUCGGCUGGAUGAUGUGGAACUGGCUGGUAUCGGCUCUGGCCACUGGAGCAUCCUUGGUCCUGUAUGACGGCUCCCCGCUGGUCCCGACGCCCAAUGUGCUGUGGGACCUUGUGGACAGGAUAGGCAUUACCAUCCUGGGAACAGGAGCCAAGUGGCUGUCAGUGCUGGAGGAAAAGGACAUGAAGCCAGUGGAAACUCACAACCUCCACACGCUCCACACGAUCCUGUCCACCGGCUCGCCAUUGAAAGCCCAGAGCUAUGAAUAUGUGUACAGAUACAUCAAGAGCAGUGUGCUCCUCGGCUCCAUCUCAGGUGGCACUGACAUCGUCUCCUGUUUCAUGGGACAGAACUCAUCUGUCCCUGUGUACAAGGGUGAGAUCCAAGCCCGGAACCUUGGCAUGGCUGUGGAAGCCUGGGAUGAAGAAGGGAAGGCCGUCUGGGGAGAGAGUGGUGAGCUGGUGUGCACCAAACCCAUCCCCUGCCAGCCCACGCACUUCUGGAACGACGAGAAUGGCAGCAAGUACCGGAAGGCUUACUUCUCCAAGUUCCCCGGUGUCUGGGCACAUGGUGACUACUGCAGGAUCAACCCCAAGACAGGAGGCAUAGUCAUGCUGGGCCGGAGCGAUGGGACCCUCAACCCCAAUGGAGUACGCUUCGGCAGCUCGGAGAUCUACAACAUUGUGGAAGCCUUCGAUGAAGUGGAGGACAGCCUGUGUGUCCCCCAGUACAACAGGGAUGGUGAGGAGCGCGUGGUCCUGUUUCUGAAGAUGGCAUCUGGGCACACCUUCCAGCCCGACCUUGUGAAGUGCAUCCGUGAGGCCAUCCGCCUUGGCCUGUCUGCUCGCCAUGUACCCAGCCUCAUCCUGGAGACCCGAGGCAUUCCAUACACACUCAAUGGCAAGAAAGUGGAGGUGGCCGUGAAGCAGGUGAUGGCUGGGAGGACCGUGGAGCACCGGGGGGCCUUCUCCAACCCUGAAACCCUGGACCUGUACCGGGACAUCCCUGAACUGCAGGACUUCUGAGCCAACAGCUCAUGCGCCAUCCAGUGAUGCGUGUGAUGGAACUCAGG
Acomys russatus (golden spiny mouse) is the source of this 2219-nucleotide messenger RNA. It is a transcript of the gene Aacs, whose product is annotated as acetoacetyl-CoA synthetase. The transcript has 18 exons. Bases 154 to 2172 code for a protein of 672 amino acids. Gene Ontology annotation, molecular function: acetoacetate-CoA ligase activity. Gene Ontology annotation, cellular component: cytosol. The record is from RefSeq and is a predicted model, not a curated record. NCBI's taxonomy places the organism in Eukaryota, Metazoa, Chordata, Mammalia, Rodentia, Muridae. Gene Ontology annotation, biological process: lipid metabolic process; positive regulation of insulin secretion.